AUGGAGCCCAAUACAACGGCGGAGCCGGACGCCGUGCUCGCUCCCAGAGAGAGAAUUCUCCAGGUGCAGUGAGCCAACUGAAUUUACUGCGAUGCGUGUACAUUCUUGGAUACGUUGUGCAUCACUUGUCGAGGAUAGAUGUCUAUUGAUGCGCUUUUUAUACCCCCAUCUGGACAUGGGGUACAAGAUGGCCGAAGGAUCAUCAUGCUUUCGAGAAACGAAUCGAAGGAAAAACGGAAUUCAUGAAAAGUGGAAUUCAAAAUGCAUCCAUUUCAAGAUGUCAACGCUAUACUUUGUUUGUAUCUUUUUUCAUUAGGCAGCCUCUCCAUUCGGCGAAACUACUAGAAUAACCGACUGUUUUCUUCGAAUCUAAAUACUAGCUCUGUUCGUUUCAUGAUUUAUUUCUUUGUUUUUUUGGGAGAGGUGUUUUGCAUGCGUCGAUGAGAAAAAAAAUGAAUAGUCUCGGUAACACCCAAAAUCACGGUGAUCGUGAACCAUUUUUAUGGUGACAGUUUACAGAAAGUGGCCAUUACUUUCUUCUCUUUAAAAUGGAUAGACAAAUUUGAGUUGGUUGGAAGGAAUUUUUAUUUCACCAGUAUUGUGUUUUCUUUUAAAUUCUCAAAUGUUCUAACAUAAAAAAAAAUCUCCCCCCCCCUCCAAUUUCAUCUCAUUUUCCCAUUUAUUGGAUUCAAGCUAGAAUUUACUAUCAUCAGGCUUAAUGCAUACAUUACUCGACCUACCAUCAAUUAGCUAUGCAUAACAAAAGUGACACUCUUUUGUAUUUUAUUCUUACGCCUUCUUUCUUUUCUUCAUGAGUAUUCUAAUCAGUUUCGGUUUUUUGUCAAAUGCAGAGGCUAUCUCGGGUUGGUAUCCCACAGGAGCAUGUCAGUGAGUUGCAGCAGGGUCUAGUAUCUUUAGUGAGGAAGCAUAAACCGUUGCUCCGUGUUGUGGUAUCUGCCAUCCUCCCAACUGAUUCAGAUGUAUCUGAAGCUCUAAUCUCGUCAAAACAUGAGUCUCAAGGGGUGUCAAGCAGUGCCAUUUUUGGUAAUCUAUUUGGUGAGAGUUCAGUGUGGUUGCAGUGGCUGAUGUUUGAGGGAGAGCCAAAGUCAUUUUUGAUAGAUUUGGCACAAAAGGAUGCAGGUCAACGCAGAGUCUGUGGUGCUGUGUGGGGUCGCGGGGACUUGGCAUACCAUUGCCGAACUUGUGAACAUGACCCUACUUGUGCAAUCUGUGUUUCUUGCUUUCAGAAUGGCAAUCACGAGGGUCAUGACUACUCAAUUAUGUACACAGGUGGUGGCUGUUGCGACUGUGGAGAUCCUACUGCUUGGAAACGUGAGGGGUUCUGUUCAAAGCAUAAAGGCUCAGAACAGAUCCAGCCACUCUCAGAGGAGAUUACUAGUUCUGCAGGCCCUGUUCUAGAUGCUCUAUUUAUUUUUUGGAAAGACAAGCUAUUUCUGGCGAGUAGCAGUACCACUGGGAAUCUAAGAGUAGAAAAUAGCAACAGUGUAAGGGAAAAGUAUGCCGAUGAAUUAUCUUCUAUGAUAGUUCAGAUGUUGCUUGAGUUUUGCAAUUGUUGUGAAAGUCUGCUUAGUUUUAUCGCUAAGGAAAUUCUCAAUUUGGUUGGUUUCCUAGAGUUGCUUGUUAGGGCAGAGCUAUUUUUGAGCAAACCAGUUGUGAAGUUACUUCACGAAUUGAUGCUGAAAUUACUUGGAGAGCCCCUAUUCAAGCACGAGUUUGCAAAAGUCUUCAUCCAUUACUAUCCUGUUCCUCUAGAGAAGGCCAUAAAAGAGAAUAGCGAUUCUACCUUUGAGAAAUGCCCCUUGCUAUCUACUUUUUCGGUACAAAUCUUCACAGUGCCAACUUUGACUCCAAGGCUUGUACGAGAGGAAAAUCUGUUAGGUGUUCUCGUGGAAUGCCUGUGGAACAUUUUACAAUCUUCUGUUGAUGGAGAUGGUUGUCUACAGGUAGUGUACUAUUGAUUGUAGCUUUUUGCAUUCAUGUUUUGAUUUUGAUUGCAAACGGUUCAAUAUCAAUCGUUGGCUUCAUGCUUAUUCUUUGCAUUUCUUCAAUUUGUUGUUAAUUUUUCUCAUCCUAUAUGAAUUUCAUAUUUUCUAUUCGGUGACAUGGUUCAGAUACAAAAGGUGGAGGUCCAUCUGACCGCAACUUUGUGGCUGCAGGCAAAUACAUGGGUCAACAUAUAUAAAUCAACUCUCCAUUUAAUUGAAGAGACACGAUAUGUUAUGACUCAUGAUGAAGUUCCAAAAUAUAUUGUUUGUGAACGUCCCGAUAUUAUCAGAUAUUGGUUCAGAAUCUUAGGACUAGUUCAAGGCAUUGAUCCACAGAAACGAGUGACUGGGCUUCACACAGAGGAGGAAAACGAGAGCUUGCAUCUGCCAUUUAUAAUGGUCCAUUAUCUCUGGAACGUCCAAAAACUCUUGGUAGACGGGUUACUCUCUCUGGGUAAAGAUGAUGGAAUCAAGAGUUGUCCUUCCUUUCCUGCAGAUUUACAAGAUGCAGAUGAUGGUGAUUAUUUGCGACAUGCAAAAGUUGGUAGGUUGUCUCAGGAGCGCUCUGUUGUCUACAUGAGCAGAAGAAACAAUAUUCCGUCUGAGCUGGUGGCGGCCGGAUUACCUAGUAUUCCCUCUCAUGUAAUAUCAUUAACUUUUAGGUGCAUGAAGUAUUUAGAUGCUUUUUUAGCAUCUGACAUUACAUUGAGAAAUGCUUGGCUUGAUUCUGGUCGUGGUUCUUAUUGUAAUAUGUCAAACUUGCGGAUGAAACUAUUCCGCACAAGGAAAGAAGCGAGCAGUACUAGAGGUCGCAAAGGUUCAUACUUCUUGGGUUCAUCUCCAAACGCGUAUGCAACAAGCAGUGAACAUUUGAUAGGGUCUGGAUCAUCUUCUCGGACAGAUGGAGUAAACACUGAUCUUGAUUACGGGACGGAGGCCAACAAGAUUCACGUCUGCCCUUUAGAUGCAGAUGUUGGGACAGAUUCUGAGACAUUGACUGUACUCAGCAUGGCAGAUUGGCCUGAAAUAGUAUAUGAUGUGAGUUUACAGGAAAUAUCUUCUCACAUUCCUUUGCAUCGAUUGCUUGGAUUGCUUUUACAGGAGACAAUGAAAAGAUGCUACGGCGAAGGAGGAACCAUGCAGAAAAUAAACGACACCAGCAAAGUUCAUCCCCUUGGAGAUUGUGAUGGCUUCUUUAAGCAGGUUUUGGGCAACUUCCAUCCGUCUGGUUUUUCUGCCUUUGUAAUGGAGCAUCCCUUGCGAUUAAGGGUAUUCUGUGCACAAGUGCGUGCUGGCAUGUGGCGUAAGAAUGGUGAUGCGGGCAUACUAAUAUCAGAAUGGUAUCGUGAUGCUCGUUGGUACGUGAACGCAUGCUAAUCAUCAAAGGGAUUUUUCAUGAAAUAGGAUGUGCACUUUAAUGAAUUUAUUUUUCCCUCUUUUCAGGUUUGAGAUAGGUGUGGAACCUGACCUAUUUUUGUUACAAUGCUGUGCUGCAUUGGCUCCUGCUGAAUUUUUUGUGAAGAGGAUUCUAGAAAGAUUUGAUUUAUUGAACUAUCUUUCUCUAGAUCUUUCAGAGAGCAGCGAGUAUGCGUCCUAUCCUCUUCAUCCUGAAAUUUCCCUUUGAAUAAAUAUUUAGCUUUUCGUUAUCUAUCCAAAUGAGUGAGCUUAGUCUAUAACUGUGUUUGUCCCUGUUAUGGUUUACUUUCAUACUAGUUUGUGUGACUAAUUUUUAUAUUAUUGCUUAUUAUUAAAUUAUUAUCCUUCUGGAUGAAAAUUGUAUGUUUUGGGAAUGAUUUUUCAUUCAAUUAACUUGAAUAGUUGCCAUUCGUUUGACUUGGAUAAUUGAGGUUAUAAGUAUCUUCAUCCUCCAUCCCCCAUAUGCCCAUCUUCCUAAAAAAGAAACUAUUUGAAGUUGACUGUCCUAGAUUGUAUCAUCCAAUUUUAGCUUGCAUGCCAAAUCAAAUCCUUCCUUGACCAAUGCACAUGGUUCUUAAAGUCAUAUUUCAGAUCUGAUUUUUCUUCAAAUUAUCUUUUGGAGCAUGGCUUUAAAAAAUCUCGUCGUUGAUGUGUUGCGAGGAAAAAAUUUCUGCCCUUGUGACGUAGUCUUCUGCACACCGACGUGGAGAUUGAAACAGGUCUUCUAAUGUUUCACAUUGUUAUCUUCUUUGCACGGUUAUUUGCAUUCAGUAAACAUACCUCUCCACAAUAGAUGUUUCACUGUAUUUUUAUUUUAUGGAGUAAUUGCGACCUAUAUUCAUUUAUGUCAAUGUUCUCGCUGUCUUAACCCUCCUGAUUUACAGUGAAUUGAGAAAGUCACUGUGUAAGAGAUUGUCUUUCUGAUGCUCUAAGCUUCUUCUGUCUCUUAUUCCAAAGUUGUUUUCCAUACUGAUCCAAAAUGUACUUGGGGAUAUUUAUUCCAUGACGAGAUGCAUUUGAGUUUUUCAGGUACGAGCCAAUUCUCGUUCAGGAAAUGCUCACAGUUAUCAUUCAGAUAGUAACACAACGCCGAUUUUGUGGGCUGUCAGCAGCUGAGAAUUUGCGUCGUGAAAUAGUUUUUAAGUUAGCAGUAGGAGAUGCAACUCGUAGCCAACUUGUGAAAGCUCUACCACAAGACCUUUCUAAUGGUCAUCUAGUUCAAGAUGUCAUCGACACAGUUGCGACAUAUUCAAAUCCGUCAGGGUUAAAGCAGGUUAGGUCUACUGUAUGAUUUAAUUUACACCUAUACAAGCCCACAAUUUUCUGUCUUGUUUGUUUUCAGUCCAGGCUGCUUAGAUUUUAUGGUACUGCAGGGUAGAUAUUCACUGCAGACAACAUAUUGGAAGGAACUAGACUUAUACCACCCUCGGUGGCGCUCCAGGGAUUUACAAGUGGCUGAGGAAAGAUAUCUGCGGUUCUGCAAGUCAUCUGCAUUAAACAUCCAGUUACCCCAAUGGACCCAUGUUUUUUAUCCUUUGAGCUCUCUGUGUAGAAUAGCUACAUCAAAGUCAGUCCUUCAAAUUAUACGUGCAGUGCUAUUUUAUGCCGUUUCUACGAAGCCAUCAUCUGUGUCUCGCGCACCUGAUGGAGUUCUUGUAACAUCAUUGCACCUUCUGUCACUGGCUUUGGAUAUUUGUGAAAAAUGCCCCUGUAUAAUGAAUCCAGAUGUUGAUUCGUUGCAUUCUAGUGCUAAUGAUGGAGAAAUAUAUCCUAUUUUGAAAUAUGCCAAUGAAAAAAUUAUCAGGAGAACAGGAAUCGGCGCUGGUUCUUUGGAAAAUCAAAGCAUGCUUUCACUACUUGUUUCGUUGAUGUUGAAGCAUAAGGAUGAAAAUGAUCACAACCAUGGAGAUUCGAGAUUAUGCGAUAUUUCUUCCUUGAUUGAAAGUUUAAUACAGAAGUUUGCUCAACUUGAUGCCACUUGCAUGGAUGAACUAAAGAUAUUGGCACCUCACGUAGUCUGUCAUGUGCAACAAAAAAAUUCUGAAAAUAGCUUCCAGAGUUCAGUGUCAGUGUCUGAUAUUCAGCGGAAGGCAAAAGCUCGAGAACGUCAAAGAGCCAUCUUGGUCAGUUAGUAUUAUUCAUUUAAUCUCUAUUUGUGCUCAUCUUGUUCUUAACUUCUGAACAUCGUUUACUUCAAUAGGCCACAGAACCGUAGAGCCCAGUAUUCGUUGUGCUUUCCGUCCUUACUUUGUUUUCAUUUUUACAAGAUUUACCUGUAUAAUCUAUCUAUCAUCCAAGUUUCAUAUAAUGUGUUGUUUUCAAAAUUCUUCCCCUAAGACAUCAAGAUAAUGAACCAUUUUUGGUACCCUUAUAAAAUGCCAGAGAUGAAGUUCUAAAGCUUGAGUUUUAGGACCCUUUAUCCAUUCACUUCUCCUUGUAUAAAAUAAUGUCUUUCUGCAGUUUCACCCAGUCACGUUCUGUUCGGUGAUAUAUAUAUAUAUAUAUAUAUAUAUAUUAUAAUGAAGUAUUAUCUAUAUUUAAAUGGAGAUCUAUCUUCUAUGAGUUUGCUCUCUAUAAGAAGAAUCAACAAUAUGUAUUGAUGACACUAUCCUUUUGGAUGUCUCUGAUACUAAGGUUCGCCCUCCAUGACUAUUUCACUGACCUUUGGCAGGACUGCUUCAUAAUUUUCUCGAUUAUUUAUUCCUACAUGCCUAUAUUUUGUAUACUCACUGAAUAUUUUAUGUUUCAUACCUUUGCAUUUAUACAACGUUUUACACAUAGGUAUGGAUGUGACCAAUAGGACUUUAUUAGUUCUGAUUUAUUUUUUUAUUGAUCUGAGAAUGAAAAAUUGUCCCUUGGGUUCUCCAUUCUGCAAAGCUUCUUGCGUUUACCUUAUAUCCUGAACUUUCAUUUUUAAAGUUUUGUGCAGUUUAUUAAUUAUCCUUCAUUUUUUCUAAAAUUUUCAACAUACAAAUGAACUAUACAUAUUUUAUGCAUUUAUUGUGGUAUUUACAAUUCUGACUAAAUUUCCCUACAGGAAAAAAUGAGAGCUGAACAGUCCAAAUUCAUUGCAAGCCUGAAGUCGACGGAAAAUGACGAGCUGGAUCUCUUGAAGUCUGAACAGGCAUCAUCUAAACAGGCCUAUGUCCAAGAACAGUCAACACCUAUUUGCUCCCUUUGUAGGGACACAGAUUCGAAAAGUCCAGUAUCUUUUCUUAUUCUUCUCCAGGUAAGCAUCAUGUUUUGUUUACCCUUGGUGCGUAUUUUCUCUGAGGAUAGUAAUGUGUCAGCAAGUAUGAAAUGUGUCCAAUGUGGUAGCAUUUUUGACAAUAUCUCGCUUUGUUUAAACCAGAAAUCUCGACUGUCAAGUUUUGUGGACAGAAGGCCCCCAUCAUGGGAUGAAAGUAACAGAAAUAAUGAUAGGAAUGAUUAUACAACGAAGGGAAAGCUGACAACAGAUUCAACGGUUGACUUCAGCAACCCAGAGCAGGAUCUUUUUUCUCAGUUGUUACAGUUGCUUCAGAAUGCAGGACAUGACUUAACGUAUGAUUUGCAACUAACAGAUAAUUUGGCUUUUCUAGACUCAGCCAGAGAAGGCAUUAAAGCGUUCAGUUACCUGAUAUGUCUUAUGAUAGUGAGUCAAAUGGUGUAUCAUCACUUCUAACUAUGGAGCAUGAAAUUUAUCUGUCAGUUCAAACAGAUAUGCAUGGUAUUGGAAGGGACUUAGAUUUUCUCAAAGAUGUGGAUAAAUUCCUAGAUUCUGUGGCUGCAAAAGGUCUUAAGGACAUCAGCGAGAGGGAACCUACUGUGGUUGGAGAGGCCAUUGCAUCAUUACAGGCUCCAGAACAAUCCAUUGUCCCUAGGCCUGCCGCUUCGUCCUUGAUGGAUGCAUCCUCAAAGUUGCCUUCUAAAAACGUGAAGUUUGAAAGAUUUGGCCCAAUCAAUUGUGAUGGCAUUCAUAUCUCUUCCUGUGGUCAUGCUGUACAUCGGGAGUGCCAUGACCGCUAUUUAUUCUCUUUGAAACAAAGGUAAUGUGUUCGAUAAUGUUUGAUGUUUGGAGCAUAAGCAUAGGCACAUACUGCAGGUUUAUCUUGUGCGUUUUGGAUUAUCUCUUUUGAUAUAUAUACACACAAUCCGGAUUUCAUGUCAUAAUCUUGUCAUUUAAUCUACGUUAUCAAUUAUGAGCCUUAACUUUUUAAAAAAAAUCUUAUAAUAAGACUAGUUUUUCUUCUUUAAUUUUCAUAGGUUCUCUUUCUCGUUGCCUUGAUACUAUGACAUUCUCGAUGUAAGCAAUAAUGGACAUAAGAGUAUACGAAGUAGAAAUAUGAGAGUUUGAUAUCCGCCAGUUUAAUGAAAAGAUUAAAGCACAGACAUUAAUAAAAGCAAUCCCUUUACAGAAACAUCUUUAAUCAUGCUGCCUAUGAGAUAGUUAUCCAUACCUUUUACUCCCUGCAGCACCUUUGCCCGCUUCUUUUUACAUCUAAGAUUGUAACAGAACAUUGUACACUGAGAGUACAAUCUGCCUAUGUCAUGAUUGGAAUACGAUACAAUCUGAUUUUUAUAAUAUCAGAACUCAACUUUACUUGAUUCAAUAGGAGGAAAUAUUCAAUCCUAGAGCAGUCCAACAUAGAGUCUAUCAUUUAGAAGAUGGGUACCUCCUGGGCAAUGCUUUUAGUGGGAUAUACUGCCGAGCUUCCUCACUGGAACCCACUUGUGCAUGUAUUGAAAACAUCUGUUAUUAUUGUAGGCAUAUCAGGAGGCUCGGUUUUGAAGGAGUGCACAUUGUAGACCCUGAAAUGGUGAGAUUUCUUGGAGCUUCCAUUUUAUGAAGUUAUGAAAGUGCCCUGCUUUGCUAAUAGAUGUAUAUUCAUUUAUCAGGGUGAGCUGCUUUGCCCAGUAUGCCGAAGAUUUGCCAAUUCCAUCCUACCUGCAUUUCCAAACAACGUGAGAACGAUUAGGGAUAGUAAUUCUGCAUCAAAUUCAGGGGUAUCGAGUUCAUCUGGAAUAGACAGUGGUGCCUUUCAUCUUCCACAUGCCAUUUCUCUUCUAAGAUGCACAGCCAAAAAGGUUGGCCAGGCUAGAUUCUUUGAAAUUUUAUCAGGAAAACUAGGUGAAACUGUUGAGCCAGCACUGGAGCCCAUCCUUCGUAAAUUAUGUGGAAUGUAUUUACCAAACAACUACGACCGCAAAUUAGCAUCUGGUCAUCUAAGCUACUCUAUAAUUCUGUGGGACACCCUUAGAUACUCACUUAUAACCACAGAAAUUGCUUAUCGUGGGAGAACCGCUGCAAGUUCUGAUGGUUCACGAUCCGAACUGGAAGCUCUAUAUGGUGAACUCCAAUCUUCGAAUGGGUUUAUAUUGUCAUUACUGCUGCAAGUUGCGCAAGCUUCCAGGAGUCAGAAUCGUCUUCAGGUGCUAAUGAGGUUCAGUGGUAUUAAGCUUCUAGCAGCAUCUAUUUGUCCUGGUCUCGAAGGGAAUCGCUCACACAUGGAGAGGCAAAAAGGUGAAGUACUCAUGUUGCUGCUUUUUGUCUUGAAAACCGUUCAGAAAGUAUAUGCAAACUGAAAAUGAUUACCUCGACCAUUUAAGAACAGCAGGUUUAAGGGUCUAGGGCCCUCUGAAACAGAACUAAAAGGUACUCCAUUGAGUGCAAUGCUAAUUAUAUUUCUUUGGAUCAAUGGAAUGACGUAAAUAACCUCAAUAAUAGAAUAAAAAUUCUCACGUAAUUUAUAAUUUUGUUUCACGUUCGAUUUCGGAGUUUUAGUUUUCAUGAAAUUUGACUGUAACAGUAAGGAGUGGCAGAGGCACGUCCCCAUAUCAUAAUUGUAUUCUUGGGGCAAUGAACAUUAGAGCCUUAUUUUGUUUGCAUCUCUGCCUUCAUGAGCUGUAGGCAGUACAUAUAUAGUAUAAUAUUAUAUAUAUGUAUACAUACAUAUAUAUUCUAGAUUCCUGAAAUUCUGACUUAUUUGAUGUCUUCUAUAUAAAUCUUUUGUUUUGUGUUAUUCACGUUGCUUUCAAAAGAUCCGGUUUCUUCUUCAAUGAUUUUGUCACAUUUACUUCCUGAAUUGCGGUAUGUAGUAUUUAUCUGGUAAACAUAUGAUAAUGUUGAUCUACAAUGUAGAAAAGUUAACCUAUCAAUAAGGAGGUGAGCUUGGGCAAUUUGGAUGAAUCAAAGGUUGGCCUACUUGGACUCCGUCCAGACCAGGAACAUAGGAAAUCGAAUCGGAUUGUACCAUGUUGCCCCAACUCAGGAGUCGGACUAAUACAGAAGCGAUACUUGCUUGUUUUGUGAUUUUAACCUAAAAAUGCUCUUAAUGCAUCCUGUCAUUAGGUCUUCUCUCAUCAAUUAUGGAACGCCUUCAUACGGAAGAAGUCUUCCCCGACGCCAAGUUCUUGAAGCAAGCUGCUAAUCCUAUCCUGGCUCGUGAUCCUUUUUCUUCAUUGAUAUGGGUUCUGUUUUGUCUUCCGCUUCCGUUCGCGACAUCGUCAGAAUCUUUUACAGCACUUGUCCAUCUCUUCUAUGUUGUUUGUGUGAUUCAGGUAUGCCAACAUUGUGGUGUAAAUGUUACUUUUCCUUUUAGAAUUGCCGACGAAGAAAUUGCCCUCCAAAUGUUUCUUACAACUGGUUUUCCUUAACUUUCUCAUUCCACUGUACUGCAGGCGCUCAUAACAUGUCACAGUAAACACGAUUUCAACAUCUCAAAUAUUGGAGAUUGCCCAGUUGAUGAUCUUUGCUGUAGCAUGGGGGGAUCUGAACUUGCCCGGAGGUUUUUUGCUUCCAGCUAUUUCGAUGCUUCUUGUGAUCCUAAACAGAUGGUUCGCAGGUUAACUCUUCCCUAUCUCCGAAGGUGCUCAUUGCUCUGGAAGAUGUUAAAUUCAUCAACAUCGACCGCCCCCUGCUAUGAUAAUUCUCAGACGUGGGAUAAAUUUACUCCUUGCUUGAGCAAUGAGUCAGAAAGUACAAACACCCUUUCCAUGGAGCUUAAUGAAAUUAGUGAGUUGGAGACUGACUUCAAGAUCCGUUCACUGGAAGCAGUUCUCAAGGACAAAGUUGUCCAUUCUUUGGCCUUGAAGUGGUGUGCACAUUUCUUGGAGUUUGGCGCUAGCAAUUAUAAUUACGUGUUAUACUCCACCCCAGCAGUUCCCUUUAGGCUGAUGCGGCUUCCUCUACUUUAUCAAGAUCUGUUACAGAGGUUUGUGAACAACACAUUUACUAAAAAGCAUGAAUGGCUUUCCAUGGCUCUUGUGCCAAUCGAGUAUUUUCCUGAAAUGUUCGGAAAUUAUAUAUAUAUAUAUAUAUAUAUAUAUAUAUAUUCUAAAAUUUUCAUCUCUCAUGUCUUUAUCAGAUAUGUUAACCAGCGGUGCCCUGAGUGCAAGGCUAUCCCCGAAAUACCUGCUCUAUGUUUGUUAUGUGGCAGACUAUGCUCUCCAAGCUCGAAGCAGUGCUGCAGGUUCUGAUUACUCCCCGCUAUACAAUUUCCUUUUAUCUGAAAGAUGUUACACUCCCGGCGACUUGUAAAAUUAUUAAUUUUUUUGUGUAGGGCAAGUAGAUGCCAGAAUCAUGCAGCAGCGUGUGGCGCAGGCAUCGGUGUUUUCCUGUUGAUCAGGGUACGAAUGCUGAUUUUUUAAAAUAAAUCAUAUGCUAUUGUACUACUGCGGCUCACUCUUUUCUUUGGGUCUUAAUGAAGACCUUACUCUCUCUCUCUCUCUCUCUCUCUCUCUCUCUCUCUCUCUCUCUCUCUUUCUCUCUCUCUCUCUCUGUCUCUCUCUCUCUCUCUCUCUCUCUCUCUAUCUAUCUUCAAUCUAAGACUUUAUUCUGUUUGUUUCAGAAAACGACUGUCCUGCUGCAGAGAUCUGCUCGGCAAGCAUCAUGGCCUUCUCCCUACCUGGAUGCCUAUGGUGAAGAGGUAACCAAGUUUUGACUAAGUAAAUCAGAGAUCCUAUCCUCGACAACUAUUUUCUCUCUUAUAAAUUUGCAAAAAAAUCCCUUAAUUUCGCAUGCCCAGAAAUAGUUAUCAACGAUUUGGCAUUAUUUACAUUCUCGAAAAUAUGAAAAAAAUUGCGUAAUAUGCUUGAUUCUCACCCAAAAAUAAAUGCUCAAUAUGGAGCAGUGGCUUCAAAGGAGCAGCCACUGUUCACGAUUUCAAACUGGCCAACCUAUUCCUCUCCCCCUCAAAUGCUUAUUCUCUUUCUUCUUUGGCAGGAUCGUGAGUUGAUCAGAGGAAAGCCCCUGUACCUAAGCGACGAGCGCUACUCAGCUCUGUCAUACUUGGUAUGUAAAAUUAUAUCCUCUCGCUAUUGUUCGCUCUCCCCUUUGUUGGAAGGAUCGCAACAGAUGAGCCCCAUUCAUGUUUUUAUUUUAUUUUAUUUUAUUGUUGUGAAUGUGAUGUGUAUUAAUGUGAAAAAAUAAAUGCUCAUAUCUAAGAUCGUCGGUCCUCGUGAAUAAUAAAUAGGUGGCAUCGCAUGGGUUAGAUCGGAGCUCGGAAGUCCUCCGCCAAACAACUAUUCAUCACUACAUCUUCGAUUAG
Molecule: messenger RNA, 11950 nt
Organism: Spirodela intermedia
Lineage: Eukaryota; Viridiplantae; Streptophyta; Magnoliopsida; Alismatales; Araceae
Source: the annotation of a GenBank genome assembly